Leptosomus discolor (cuckoo roller) is the source of this 900-nucleotide messenger RNA. NCBI's taxonomy places the organism in Eukaryota, Metazoa, Chordata, Aves, Leptosomiformes, Leptosomidae. The record is from RefSeq and is a predicted model, not a curated record.
GCAGCAGAUGAGCCUGCCUACCUGACAGUGGGAACUGAUGUCAGUGCCAAGUACCGUGGUGCCUUCUGUGAGGCAAAGAUUAAGACAGUGAAAAGGCUUGUGAAAGUCAAGGUGGUCCUGAAGGGCGAUAACUCAACACAGUUAGUGCAAGAUGACCAAGUGAAAGGACCUCUAAGAGUUGGUGCAAUGGUUGAAACCAAGAUGCCUGAUGGAUCCUUCCAAGAAGCUGUUAUCAGCAAGUUGACGGAUGCUAGUUGGUAUACUGUAGUUUUUGAUGAUGGUGAUGAAAGGACCUUGAGACGAACUUCACUAUGCUUGAAGGGAGAAAGGCACUUCGCAGAAAGUGAGACGCUUGAUCAACUGCCGCUAACCAACCCAGAGCACUUUGGAACUCCAGUUAUUGGGAAGAAAUCUAAUAGAGGAAGAAGGUCUUCUCUUCCUGUUACUGAAGAUGAAAAGGAAGAAGAAAGUAGUGAAGAGGAGGAUGAAGAUAAAAGGCGCCUCAAUGAUGAAUUGCUUGGCAAAGUUGUGAGUGUGACGUGUAAUUCUGAGAAGGCAGACUGGUAUCCAGCUCUGGUUGUGUCUCCCAGCUGUAAUGAUGACGUCACAGUGAAAAAGGACCAGUGUUUAGUUCGAUCCUUUGCAGAUUCCAAAUUUUACUCAGUAGCAAGAAAAGACAUUAAAGAACUAGAUGUUCAAAACUUACCAAAAUCUGAGUCCUCCCCUAAAAAAGGGCUACAGGAGGCAAGCACGUUUCUCAACACGAAGGGCGUUCCUCGGAGCUGGAAAAUGGACAUAAGUGAAAUUCUCGAGUCCUCUAGCAGCGAUGAGGAAGAUGGAGCUGCUGCAGAAACUGAUGAAGAGGAAGAAAAGAGAGAAGAGAAGACUGAAGACGUAGCG